This is a messenger RNA of Amoebophrya sp. A25, 388 nucleotides long. NCBI's taxonomy places the organism in Eukaryota, Dinophyceae, Syndiniales, Amoebophryaceae. The record is from the annotation of a GenBank genome assembly.
UGCUUCGUCUGGAGCAACACAACAACCACAAUUGAUCCAUCGAUCGCAACAGCAGCCGCUCCAGCGUGCAUCAUAUCAACAGCAGCCUCCUCAGUUGGGAGCACAAGGCGGAGCACAAGAACAGCACUCUGCAACUAAUACAGCAGGUGCAGCUGGUGUUAUCGAUUAAGGCUUCCCCUACUCCAUCACCAUCUUCAGAAGCAUCUUCAUGAAGUUUUCAAGGUGAGAACAGCCCCAGGAUGGACUUCGGGAUGGAUUAGGGUAGGCCCUAUUCUAAAUCAAAACUACAUAAGAUUUUACUGGCAGGAGCAGUGGGGCUUUGCAGCCACUACCAGCGUUUGCGACGCGUCCUGCAUCGCGCGUCUACGAUUGUAGAACUACUGGAUGA